AUCGCCCCCUCUCCUCCCCGUCUUCCACACCCACAACACCAAAAAAUGGCACCCGUCGGCACGCUCUGGCACGUCGAGUCUAUGUGGCAGUCCGUCUCCAUCAAGUCGGUUGCUGCCCUUACCAACCAGGAGCUCGCCUACCCCGAGUCCUAUACCCACUUUGAGACCAACAAGACCCCCGAGUUCCUUGCCAAGUUCCCCCACGGCAAGAUCCCCGCCCUCGAGCUUGCCGAUGGCAGGUCCGUCACCGAGGGUGUUGUCAUUGCCCAGUACCUUGCCUCCCUUGCCCCCAACUCCGGUCUUCUUGGCCAGUCCAAGGAGGACGAGAUCGAGGUUGCCCAGUGGAUCCACUUCAUCGAGAGCGAGAUCCAGACCUACAACCAGUUCCAGUUCCAGCUCGUCAUGGGCUUCCUCGCCCCUUACGCCAAGCCCAUCCGUGACACCUUCCACGAGCGCGCUCUCCGCGGCCUCAUGACCGUCGAGACCCACCUCGCCACCCGCACCUACCUCGUUGGCGAGCGCCUCACCCUCGCCGACAUUGUCCUCGCCGCUGUCAACCGCCGCUCGUUCGACUCCUUCAUUGACGCCCUCACGCGCGCCAAGCUCGUCAACACCCUCCGCCACUUUGAGACGGUCUCCAACAAGCCCGCUCUCAAGCCCAUCUUUGGCAGCAUCACGUACGCCGAGACCGCUGUCCAGUUCAAGCCCCCCGCCAAGGAGAAGAAGGAGCCCAAGCCCGCCCCCGCCCCCAAGGCUGCUGCUAAGCCCAAGGCGGCGGAGGAGGAAGAGGAGGAGUCGUUCGCUGAUGAGAAGCCCAAGGAGAAGAACCCCCUCGACUUGCUCCCCAAGUCCAACUUCAACCUCGAGGACUGGAAACGCGCAUACUCCAACAAGGAAACGCGCGGUGCUGGUGGCGCGCUGGAGUGGUUCUACGAGAACUUCGACAAGGACGGCUUCUCCGUCUGGCGCGUUGACUUCAAGUACAAUGAGGAGCUCACACAGGUGUUCAUGUCGUCGAACCAGAUCGGUGGCUUCUUCAACCGGCUGGAGGCGUCGCGCAAGUACUUGUUCGGCUCUGUCGGCGUGCUCGGCGAGAACAACGCGUCCGUGAUCUCGGGCGCGUUGAUCCUCCGUGGCCAGGAGGCCAAGCCCGUCGUGGAGGCUGCGCCCGAUUGGGAGAGCUACGAUUACAAGAAGCUCGAUCUGUCGAACGAGGAGGACAAGAAGUUCUUCGAGGCUGCUCUUGCUUGGGAUCUCGAGGUUGACGGGAAGGCGUGGAAGGAUGGCAAGAACUUCAAGUAAGAGGUUCGCAGUCAAAAUGUAGCAUUUACAGUAGCUGGUGUACGACUUGUAGACUCUUUCCUUACGUCUCUUUUGCCUUGUUGUCUUUUGGUAUUUUUAGUUAGCAGAUCGACAGCUUUGGUUGGAUAUUUUUGUCCACCGCGAGCACCCCGUGCGAGGGCCGCUUUUGACUAUGUCACAUUGAAUGCGU
Messenger RNA from Coniophora puteana RWD-64-598 SS2, 1492 nucleotides. Its product is annotated as elongation factor 1-gamma. Gene Ontology annotation, cellular component: nucleus; cytoplasm. Gene Ontology annotation, molecular function: translation elongation factor activity. NCBI's taxonomy places the organism in Eukaryota, Fungi, Basidiomycota, Agaricomycetes, Boletales, Coniophoraceae. The transcript has 6 exons. The record is from RefSeq and is a predicted model, not a curated record. The coding region runs from base 46 to 1302 and encodes 418 amino acids. Gene Ontology annotation, biological process: translational elongation.